UUGCGGCCGAGUCAGCUCCAAAAGCUCGAGAGUCUCGGCUUGUACUACAAUUCGCCAGAGCCAGCAAUAAUUUGCGUCGAAUGCGGCUUCGCCAUUAACCCUACACGCGCGCCGCGUCACCCAGGCGACAAGCAUCAUAUACCUAAGUCUGCCCGCCGUGGUUUGAAGCCACUGAUCUAUUCUCUCAAUCUUCCAAACCCAGAGACACUUCCACUGCGACCAAACGGCUCGCCGCCACACCCAAACCUUACGGUAUAUAGGGGUUCGGCCUGUAAACAUUGUGGUCUUCGCUCUAUCAGCGAAAAGGUCUUACUAGCCCAU
Molecule: messenger RNA, 321 nt
Organism: Fusarium oxysporum Fo47
Lineage: Eukaryota; Fungi; Ascomycota; Sordariomycetes; Hypocreales; Nectriaceae
Exons: 1
Source: RefSeq, a predicted model, not a curated record